Spodoptera exigua (beet armyworm) is the source of this 399-nucleotide messenger RNA. Lineage: Eukaryota; Metazoa; Arthropoda; Insecta; Lepidoptera; Noctuidae. The record is from the annotation of a GenBank genome assembly.
AUGCAGCGCGCCGUAUGCUGGUACCUGAGCUGUGACCGAUACUGGGAGGACACGGCGCCCUCGGCACGCGCCUUCCCCUGGCCACUGUUACUGGCCCUGGCUACCGGCUUAGCUCUAGCACUUUGUAUGUGCUACUACAUCAUAUGGAUUGUGUUCGACUCGGAAGAGGGCAGCGUAGCGGGCAGCGCGUCUGUGUCGAUGACGACGCACUCGUCGCCGACGCGCGGCGAGCGGCUGGCGGCCGAGGACGCGAUGCUGGACGACCCCGACCACGACGACCACUACAUAUACGUCACCUACCCGCCCGAGCUCAAGCGCAGGCUGCUCGAGAGGUACGAAGCAAACAAACUCACUCUCAUCAUACUGUCGCCUUAUAUCAGACAAACGCGAGUAGACUAA